CAGGACGAGCCCGCAAGGCGCCAUCGUCCGUCCCGUGUGGAAUCGAUCCCCGCUGCUGCACCACUCCCUCCCUCGCGAUCGAUCGAUCCCUCGCGCGAUCGAUGUUCUUUAAGUAAUCUUCCACCAGAAGAGGUUGGUGGUGAAGUCUUCGGCAGAGCGGGCGAGGCAGAAAUUCCUGCGGCUGUUUUUUGGAUUUAAAGAAUCGCAGAAGCUUCAGCCGGGAGGAAGAUUUCCUGUCUCUUGGAGCUAUGGCGUCAGCUGUGCAGGCAAUCGCUGUUUCUUCAGUGAAAAGCGUGGUCAGAGCCGCAGGCACAGAGUCGAACUUGCAGUCGGGAUUGAGGGCCUCCGGUGUCAGGUUCAGCCUGCGGGCGUCUCCGUUGUUCUUCCACGCCGGAGUCUCGUCGAGCUCGCGAUCCGUGAGGAAGCAGAAUUUGUUCACCGUCUUCGCCGAGGCCCCCAAGACAGAGACCUUGAGCCCCUCUGCUCUGCAGGGUGAGGGCGGCAAGGGCGACGGCGAGAGCCUCGCCUCCAAGUCCUCCGACAGGAAGGUCUCGAUCGGCGAUGUCCCGAAGAGCGACUUCGAGGGCAGGACCGUGUUCAUCCGUGCGGAUUUGAACGUACCUCUCGAUGACAAGAGGAACAUCACGGAUGACACCCGUAUCCGUGCCUCCGUGCCCACCAUUGAGUACCUGUUGGGCUGCGGUGCCAAGGUCGUCCUCGCCUCUCACCUUGGUCGCCCGAAGAAGGGACCCGAGGAGAAGUUCAGCCUGAAGCCCGUCUCAGUUCGCCUUGCCGAUUUAUUGAAGAAGGAAGUGAAGUUCGCCCCCGACUCUAUCGGCCCGGAAGUCGAGGGUCUUAUCGGUGGACUCAAGAAUGGAGAGCUUCUCCUUCUCGAGAACGUUCGAUUCUACAAGGAAGAGGAGAAGAACGACCUUGAGUUCUCCAAGAAGCUUGCCAAGAACAUUGAUUUCUUUGUCAACGAUGCCUUCGGUACCGCUCACAGAGCUCACUCUUCUACAGCUGGUAUUGCUGACUUCGUUUCAAAGAGGUUCGCUGGAUUCCUUCUCCAGAAGGAAUUGGACUACCUGGCAGGAGCCAUCCAAAAGCCCGCUAGGCCUUUCGUCGCCAUUGUCGGUGGGAGCAAGGUGUCUUCCAAGAUCACCGUUAUUGAGUCCCUCUUGGACAAGUCUGACAAGGUUAUCCUUGGAGGAGGAAUGGUGUUUACCUUCUACAAGUCCCAGGGCUACUCAGUCGGCUCCUCCCUCGUAGAGGACGACAAGCUUGACCUCGCAGUCAAGUUGAGCGCCAUGGCCAAGGAAAAGGGUGUCGAGCUCAUUCUGCCAAUUGACAUUCUUGCUGCGGACAAGUUUGCCCCAGAUGCCAACACACAAGUCUGUGACUUCAAGGAAAUUCCCGAUGGCUGGAUGGGAUUGGAUAUUGGUCCUAAAUCCAUUGAGCAAUUCAAGGACGCCUUGAAGGGAGCUAAGACCGUUUUGUGGAACGGACCUAUGGGAGUGUUCGAGUUCGACGCCUUUGCCAAUGGAACUUUCGCUGUCGCGAACACCAUUGCCGAUCUUACAGGCGAGGGUGCCAUCACCAUCAUUGGAGGAGGUGACUCCGUUGCUGCCGUAGAGAAGGCAGGUUUGGCUGAGAAGAUGAGCCACGUCUCAACAGGAGGUGGUGCCAGUCUUGAGCUUCUGGAGGGCAAGGUUCUGCCCGGUGUUGCCGUCUUGGACGACGUAGAAAUCCAAGCUUAAGAUGCUUUUUCUCCCAGUUGAACUGAACCAGAGCGUCACUUGUAAUUUUUAAAUCCACUUCUCUGCCACGGGAUUUCUGCCCUGACCUUUAACUCGAAGACAUUUCUGGUAGCAGCCACCAAGAAACCUUUUGUUUAAUAGAAUCCAACGAUCCUUCUCGGGAGGUUUCUUAGAGUAGAAUGAUGGAUGCGCGCUGUAGUAAUUUUUCGAGAAAGCUCGAAGAGAGAAAGAGAGAGAGUGAGUGACUGUCAGAGAAGUUUAUGGCUUACCCUCCGUAACCAAAGAGACUCAGAAAGAAGCCACCUGCAGAGACCCGAAUGUUUAUGCAUUACGUCGUUGAUAUGUAUUUUUAUCGCAAUUAGCUGCUCCAACUUCAAUGUAAUGCUCACAGCCGCCAGAAGUCGUAAUAAAUUUUCUUCAAGAUACGGUUCAUUUCUAUCCU
Messenger RNA from Marchantia polymorpha subsp. ruderalis, 2199 nucleotides. NCBI's taxonomy places the organism in Eukaryota, Viridiplantae, Streptophyta, Marchantiopsida, Marchantiales, Marchantiaceae. The record is from the annotation of a GenBank genome assembly.